Molecule: messenger RNA, 6897 nt
Organism: Portunus trituberculatus (swimming crab)
Lineage: Eukaryota; Metazoa; Arthropoda; Malacostraca; Decapoda; Portunidae
Exons: 3
Coding region: 245-4939 (1564 amino acids)
Biological process (GO): regulation of DNA-templated transcription
Molecular function (GO): RNA polymerase II cis-regulatory region sequence-specific DNA binding; DNA-binding transcription factor activity, RNA polymerase II-specific
Source: RefSeq, a predicted model, not a curated record
UCCUACAACCCUAGAAUUUGGGUAGAAUGAGUUUGUUUGGGGUUGAAUAAGCAGCGUAGAGACCGUGGGAGUGUGUGAAGUAAGAAGGGGAGUGUGUGUUAGUAUAAGAGAGCAGCGGCUGGCCAGCGAGGGGGACCCGAGUAGCAUCCCCGUGUCUUGUGUCCACGAUUUUUGACAUCCUCGCUCUUCCUCGCCCACUCACUUCAUUCUCUGCUUCAUAGCAAGUGAUCAGCAUGGUGGAUUGAUGAAGACUGAGAUGGACGGAGGAGGCUUACCAAGGCAUCAUGGGGCUGAUGGACUGUCAAAGCCUGACUGGCAUCUGGUGAAAGAGAACCAAUGCUGUGUGACACCAAGAGAGGUUAAGAUGGCACAGAACUCUGCCAUAUCCCUGAAGGAUGUCACCCACAAGGCAACAGCUGCUGUCACCACCACCAUUGACAGGGAGCUGUGGGAGCACCAGUGCAGGGAAGGUGGUGACCCUUGUUCCUUUGUUGGGUUUGAGCUGGACUCCAGGUCAGCCAAGCUCUUUAGUGACUUGAAGCAAAUCUUGAUGAAGAAAAACAUCAAGAAGGAAGUGAGUGGCUUGAAUGGAGUAAUAAUGAAAGGAGAGGACACAAGACUCACUCUCAGUACUGAUGGCAGUGUGGAAUCAGAAAGCCUCUAUAACCCUAAGAAAGUGUUCAAAGAGGACAAAAACUUUCCGUAUGGCAUGAAAAAGAAAGACAGCCUUGUGAACAUUGAAAAGAUGGCCCUGCACGACAAGACGAGUGGUGUCCUGGAGGAUGUGUGUUUUGUGAGCAUUGCAGGGGACAGUCUUAACAGUGAUGAUGAUGAGAACUCCACAGACAUCAUCAUCAUCAAGGAAAUUGUGCACAAUGACUCCCGUCUCGUUGCGUCAGGCGUGCAGCAGAACAGUGAACUAGUGCAGUCCAGCAAAGAAAGAGUGAGGGAGGCAGAUUUGGAGGCCCCUUAUCUAUGUAUGGGCCACAAGGAGCCCUCCCCCCUGGUGGUGGAGCUCAAGCCGGGGAACUAUUCAAUGGACCCUGAGAUGGAGGUGAUGCAGGAGAGCCAGUACCACCUGUAUGCAGCUCCGGAAAUCAUAGAGGAGGUGGUCACAGUGGAGGACAUGGAGGGUGUAGAGGAAGCAGACAUCCUCUCCAGUACCUUCUUCACCCCUGCAUCCUCUGUUAACCUGGACCACUCUUACUGCUCCCCUCCUCCACCCUGGCCACUCCAGACUCUCAAUGACUCACUGCAGAGCCACACAGAGGAACAAUACAGUGAUGUUAGUGAAUGUGAAACACUGAGUGUCACAUCAGAAAUGAUGGAUGGUGCACUUGUCUGCCAUAGUGGUGAUGAUGUGAGUGCUGGGCUGGCCAGUGCUUCCUUGCCUCUCCUUGAUGAUGAUAGAGAUGAGGCCAGCAGUGCUGUCACCACACAUUGUGCUUUUCACCAAUCACAUCUCAGAGGUGGUGAUAACAGCAAUGGUCUUUCGUGUAAUGUGUCUCUCCUUCAACCACACAUUACCACAGACCACAUUUCAAGUGAACCCAAACAGCCUCGUCAAGAUGAGCGUGUUGAUAGAAUGAUGAACACCUGCUUCCUUACAAGAGUUAAGAAAAGCCCCGCUAAGAUCCCUACCUCACUGCCAGAAGGGAAACCUGCUCAGGAAACCUAUCAUGACCAUAAAUUACUUUCACCUAAAGAUGUUUUUUAUAACAGGAAUUCCCAGAUUCUUCAAAUGUCAGAAAUGAAUGUUGAAAAUGAUGGUAGUGAGGAGACAGGCAGUGGCAAUAACAGAGAGAGCCAAAGAGCGGGGAGUCAGGAGAGGAUGAUGAUCAGGUCCUCAAUACAACUCAGGAAAAGAAAGAUAUACAAGCUAAUCCAAGUGCCACAGAGAGAAUCCAUCAAUUUUGACAAAAUGUCUGACAUUGACACGUACUAUACAAACGAUGUCACUUCCUUUGAGGAUGACUUACCGGUCAGCACAGAGAAGAAGGAGAUUGAGAAACCACUAGAUCUCUUCCCCAGCAGUAAGGCAGAGAAGAAGGCAGCCACUAAGAUCUGGCAGGUACUUGUGUCCCAGCUAGAGGACUGUGUAAGGGGCAUCACUACCUUGCCUCCUGCUGUGUCUGUUCACACCAAGAAGCGCAAGAGAAGCCUCAGUUCAAGAAGGGCAAAGGGAAGCACAUCACUCCAGGUGCCGAGAAAAAGUGACAGUCGUGGUGAUGGUGUUGGUGCCUCCUGUGCAGAGAACCAAAAUUCCCAGGCAAGUCAAUGUGAGAAAAUAAAGGAAGGGUCAAACCAAGCUGUACAAUCAUGCAUUGAGAAUAGAAAUGCAGAAAAUAAAAGGAAGUGUGUGUGUUUCUGCCGGUACAACACUGUGUUACCACUGGCUUCACGGAGAACUUGCUGUGGCAGGAAAAAAGUUCAGUCCGGCUGUCGGCGGAGCAGUCGCACCAUCAGGAAGGAGGACAUGGCCUUCCCAACGGACCAGAAGACCUUCUUCCAAAACCUUGGACUGAUGGAAAAGAGUCUAUAUGAUAAGGAUGUGUUUUACGAGUCCCUGGUGACUCACAGGACGCGUAAUGUGCGAGCCAAUCAGAUCAAGGGAAAAGAUCACUAUAGGAUGUUCUUAGACAAUCUACAUGGUGAUGCAUUAGAUCAGAGCAGUGACAAGCUCAAGCAACCUUUCCCUCUAGCAUUUAUUACCAAACAAAACUUGUGUAAACUGUCGACAAGGAGUAAGCCAGCAAAUAAAGGCAGUAAUCUCCCGUGGCUGCGUGAUGAGCAUGCCACUGAGCAUAACUUUGAAGGCUUCUGUGAUGUUUCUGACAGUCAGCGCCGCAGGAUUGGUGACACCUCUUUGAGGCAGAAGUUUGAAUUUGAGCCAUCAGUGAGUCUAGAUGACGUUAGCAGUAGUAGUGCUAGUAAAUCAGGAACCUUAUCUUCCAUGCCAUUCUGCUGCACUGACACCAAUGACAACUUUACUGAAAACUGCAUCAUACCAAAGACACAGCAGGACUUGCUGCCGGCACUCAGCAAGGCAUCUGUUGACCUGGAGGAGUGCCCUGUGUGUGAGAAGAGUAAUGGAGCGUGUCCUCUUGGUCACAAGCUUGAAAUGGAGUCCUUAAAUAGCAGAGUACUUGAGGAGAAGGGACAAAGUAGUUUGGUCGUAACAAAGGAAGAGGUCCUGCAGCCAUGUCAGCCUGUGGAGGGGGCCCCAGCACUUUUAGUGGAGGAGCAUGACAAAGAUGACUGUGAGGGUGCUCUGCCAGACUCAUGGUCAGACUGCAUGAUGAAGGAGAUGACUGAAGACACACCAGCUCAGCCCAGCUUAGGCCAACACUCUGUCCCCACAUCAGACACCAUAGAGGUGGAUGAGCAUAAUGGUGAUAAUUGCUUAAGAUCCUUGCCUGAUUCAAUGACAAUAGGUGCAGAAAAUGUUCCCAGGGUCUGCAGUGUGUUCUCAGCAGCAGCAUUGUCCACCCCAAUUGAUGAUGCCUCUGUGGAGUCUGUCCCAUCAGACACCAUGGAGGUGGAUGAGGAUGACUGUGAUAGUUGCUUGAGCUCCUUGCCUGAUUUGAUGUCAAUAGGGACAGAAAAGGUCACAGAAAAGGUCCCCAAAAUUUGCAGUCUGUUCCCAGCAGCAACAAUGUCCACUCCUGGUGAUGACACCUCUGUGGAGUCUGUGAGGGAGCUUCUGAAGAGUCCUAUUUCACUGUUCCACGAUGAAAGUGACAAGUGUGACUUCUUGGGGUUUGAUGAGCCACACUGCCAUAUACUUAAAACAUCACCACAGUUGGAAGCAAAGAUAAAUGCAACUCAUAAUGCUGGGGAUGUUCACAACAGAGAUAUAUUUUGCGGGAGAUCCAAGUUGAAACCAUUCAUGGAAGUGUUGGGUGGACAGCAUGGUAGUGUGGAUGUCAGCAAGGAAAUAGAGGAGCUGAGCUGCUAUGCUACCACUCUGAAGGCCGACAAGCUAUCAAGGACAAUCACUAGUGAGCUUGGCAUGGAGUCUGAGGCUGAGGCUGUAAUGUCCCUGGCAACAAAGAGAUUGGAGACAGUGAAAGAUCCUUCCUCACCCAUACCUAAGUCUCCCUCGAAGAAUGAUAAUACAUCAAAAUUAGGCGAGUUUGACCUGUCCAGAAAUUGCCGAGUGAACCUGACCAAACUAAAGAUGCCAGGAGGAGCAAUGGAAAGGGUAAAGGUUGACAUCAAGGACAGCAUUGUUACCCCACUAUUUUCCACUGACCUGUCUCCUGAAAAAUUAAUUAAAUCACCUGAAAAACUUGACUCUGAAAGCCACAUUACCUUUACAAGAUUCCCUAAGAGACAGAAUGUCAAGAAAAUAAAAUAUUCUGAGCUACUAAAGUCAAACAUAAGGAGAUCCUUGAAUGGCAUGCACAGGACAGAGAGGCCUGACCCAACGUGUGGCAGCAAGCACUCAAGGAGCACCUCUGAUGGAGUGUUGUUCAGGUGCUGCAGCUGCCCGGCAACAUUCAGAAGUAAAGGUGCUCUCACCGGCCACCUCCAGACUCACAAGAAGAAGGAAUUCACCUGCUUAGAGUGUGGCCUCAGCUUCCAGGAGGAGGUGCUGCUGCACUCUCACAGGAGGUUGCACUCCACUGCACGGGAAGCUGUCUUGUGUGAAAAAUGUGGAGAGAGUUUUUCUCAGCUAGAAGACUUGAGAAAUCAUGUUAAAAAUCAUUUGUCCCCAAAAUCUCCAAAGUGCAAAAUGUGUAACCAAACCUGUAAUUGCCAGUUAGCCUCAAACGAGUCUCUCGAAAUGCACCUGAAAGACUGCAAGAACAGGUGUGUUGAGUGUAGGGGAACAUUGGUGGUGCCCUCCAUCCUCAAACGAAACACUCGAACCCAUGACCGGGGAAAGCCACAUCACUGUGCCCUGUGUAGUGACAACAUGCCUCAUGACAACUGAUGGGGCAAGGAAGUGCUUAAGAGUAUUUUGAAUAAGGAUUAUUUUGUCAACUUUUUUCCAUUACUGACAUAAUGGCAAUUUUUUAUUUAUUAAUUUUUUUUGAGUAAAUAGGUGUGUGUCUGAGAAGCAGAACCCUAAGUAAUGAGUGUUGGCCUUGGUGUUCACAGUGCACUGAGUAGCAGGCUGUUCACUUGUUCUCAUUUACUUCGUGGAAUGACCAUCAGUCCCAGUUCACAGGACUUAUUUGAUAUUUUUAUUUCCAGCAAGAAGCAAAGCAGUGUUGGUUUGCAAAACAGAAAGCAAGAUUAUGUAUAUACAUGACUGAUAAUGUUAGCUUUUAGUUUUGUUAAAGAAUUUUGAUCAGUUUAAUAACACUUAUAAAUUUUCAAUAUCAAGUGAAACAAGGUGGUUAAGAAGUAUUAAGUAUUGAAAGUGUUGUGUCUGCCGUGAAAGUGUCUGUUUGGUGGAGUUCUGAUAAGGCACAUCAAUUUGUAAUGUAAAUCAUGCUUGUAUAAACAAUGUGUUGGUGUACAGCUGCUGGUCUACCGUAGCUGUUUCAGACACUAGUGAAUAUUUGGCAACAUUUUGCCUUUUCUUGUAAUAUCCUUUGAGGUAUUACUUAGUCACAAAGACACACACACUGUUCAUGGCUGACAUAAAUGUGCUCACGUAAGUGACUGAAUGGAAGUGGCUUAGUUUUGUUAGGGUUACUCUGCACUGAGCUUGUAUGUUACAUGUGGGUGGUGACUCCUCUCUGGACACAUCCUACCACCUAGAAAUGUUUGACAUGUGAAGACCUGUCAUAUACUGUGUUUGUUUUGUUACCAUCCCAGUGUGAGGUAUUGUGUGUGGCAAACCUAGACUUGUCACUGGUGUCUCAUGGUACAAAGAAGUAGAAGAUGAAAUGCUCUUGACCACUGCCAUGUGUUGAGGUCUUCCAAGACACUUCAGGACUAUUACAUCUGUAACUGAACACCAGUUCAUUAGCUGCAUGUCAGAUGAGACAUCAUGAAAUAAUUUGUUUAACCCUGAUAUCAUAUGAAUUAAAAACCAGGUGCUUCAUAGCUAGUGAUAUUAUAAUUAUGGUCUCUUUGAGUCAGUUGGCAGGUCAGCAGUGCCUUGUUGAUGAUAGUCCCUGUGAAUAAUUAGGUGAACAGGCUGUCACCAGAUGCAGGGACACACCCAGUACAAGCACAGGGCACCACACAGGCCUCCUAUACAGCUGACUUAGAGCAGACUAACCCAUCACUGCAGUUCAAACUAUUUUGAUAAUGCUGCCAUAUACAAAACCAGAGUGAAGAGUAGGUCAGAAUGACCUGAGUUGUGUGUCAGAAAAUGCAAGAAAAUAAGGGAAGCUGCUAAAAGCCAUCAGGCCUAUAUGUGGCAGUCCUUGUAUAAAACAUGCUUGAAGGGAAGACAGCCAAGAUAGACUGACAUGAUAGGAAUAGGAAACAAAAGUACUGAGCCUACUCUCUCUGUGUGUUUGUUUGUAGUAUUCUUGCUGGGAAUACAGAUUACUCAGGCUAAAUUUGAUGAUGAUUAAGUGUGUGAAGUGUAGCUCGAAUCAUAUUACUACACUUUGCCAGCUGACUACCAUUGAGAUACUGAAGGACUGAUGUAUAUAGUGAUGUGCUGAACCUGGUAAUGAGGUAAUACAGCAGCUAAUGGUGUUAGUACAGUACAUAAUUAGUGUUUCCUCAAUGUACAUUCAUACCACAUUGUUUUUUUAGGAAGUCUAGGGCAUAUUAUGGUCUUGUAUAGUUUUUGGACCUUUAUUUCUUCUAAUAGAAGUAGUGGAGCAUUGUAUGUCUAAAGUACAAAGCAGGGAUAUUUUAAAAGUGAAAUUAUACAAACCUACAUCUACUCAAUUUUGUAAAGUGAUUAGGAUCAACAUUGAUUAUGUUGUACCAUUUCCAGUUUUGUCUUUAUUUAUUAUGAAAUAUACUGAAAAAUACUGA